CUGUGGGAAGAGCAGGUCAGCAACUCCAGCAAUAUACAAUGAAUUUCGCUAAUAAAACUAGUCCUAUUGGAAAACACACAAGUUAUGAAUUUCCAUACGAGGCCAAGGAGGUCACACCUCUCGUUUUUCACUACAAAUCUUACGUAGAAUAAAAACGAUGGUCAUGCGAAAUUGAUAUCGCCAUUAUCUCAAACCCUCCUCGAGCACUUCCAAACAAAGGACUUCUGCAGGCCGUCAUUACAUUAUACGUACAUAAAUUGAGAAAUAAUUGCUGGUAACCAUUUCCUGCUUCACGGGCAUGCAGUAUUCGGUAGAAAAAAACUGCGCAUCGGAAAAACAUAGAUAAUGUUGGAAGAAUUCGCGAAAAUUAUAGGCGACUUGAUGGAAUAAUGAUUGUGAUGUGACAUUGUUAAAUAUCGUUCACAGAGGACAUAGUCAUGGGAUUUCACACUUGUUUCAUUGUUGAUCUGUCUUUGGAGGGUUCAGUGGAUUGGAGGUUGAUAUCGGCAGAGAAAAAAUUGAGUGAAAAUCUUUACAAAAAAAUCAUUGGUAAGUGUUAUGAAUACUUUUUGGUUAUUAUAAACCUUUUGCCUUUUCGGGUAUCCUUUUGGCACGAAGACCUACUGUUUAUUGCUAACAGAGGUAAAUUACAGCCUCUUCUGUCCAAAAAGAACCCAAAAAUUGCACCACUAGAGUCAGACUAUUAGGGAGCUGCAAACCUUAACUACCCUUACUAAUUUACUUCUCUAUUUUUUUUCGGAUAACACGUUUUAGAUUUGAUAACUUCAAAACUAAAGCUUCGAAUUGUUACUGUAUUCCAGGUAUGAAAGAUGCUAUUACUGCCAAAUCAUCAGUUCACAAAUCAACAUCAGAGUUUUCGUAGCAACUGAACUCAAUAUCCAUCCACACAAUGUUCGAAACGAAGACACCUCAAGCUAACAAUUCGGCUUUGAUCAUGGCUAAAGCGAAAGCGACCAAAAAGAAAUCUUCAGUGAUCUCGAAGCUCCAAUCAGCACUGUCCAACAUAUCGGUGGAACCCAUGCUUCUCCUCUACAUCGGACCCUCCGUUAUGGGAAGCUUAGCCACAGAAAAUCUGAAUCUAGAAAAAGCCUGCCGGGUAAACAUUGGAUUCGACCAAGAGAUCUGCGAUGCCAUGGUCGUUCGGAACACCUCAGGUUACAGCGCUGAGCAGGAGAUACAAGUCCAGAAGCUGGUUUCUACCAUGCUGGCAAUCAGAACGGCCAUACAGGGAAUUGUACCGUUUUUCCUCAUGAUUUUCCUGGGUUCAUGGAGUGAUAGACAUGGGAAAAGAAAGCCGUUCAUUCUCAUGCCUAUAUUCGGAGAAGUAGUCAGUACCUUAGGCUUCAUCCUCUGCACCUAUUUCUUCCUACAGUUAUCAGUCGAAUACGCCAUUUUCUUCGAAGCUGUACCACCUUCUGUGACAGGUGGAUGGUUCUGCUUCUUCGUGGGAAUAUACAGUUACGUUGGAGGAAAGAGCAGCUUGGAAACGAAGACCAUGAGGGUUGGAACUGCAGCAAUGAUGACCCAUGUAGCAGCUACGUUUGGUAUUGCCCUCAGCGGGGUGACAUUCAGAGUACUGGGUUUCUACGGAGUCUACAUUAUAUCCAUCGUGUUCUUCGCCAUAUCGAUCACAUACGGGUUCAUCAUAAUCAAGGAUGAUAUACCUGGUGACGCGAAAGACGAGAAGGGGGGCAAGAAGAAACCGUUUUUGGUCGACCUCUUCGAUCUGCAGCAUAUAAAGAAUACUUUCUCCAUUUGCUUCAAGGAGGGGCCGAACAAUAGGAAGAAGAAGAUUUGUGGUAUUAUGGUCUUGGUUCUGGUCAUCGUCGGGCCUUCUAGAGGUGAAAUGAGUGUGAUGUAUAUGUUCACGAGGAGAAAAUUCGCAUGGGAUGAGUUAAGCUUCAGCGCGUUCAAUACAUUCCAUUGUAUAACGCAAAUGGCAGGUGCUGCAGCAUGCUUGACGAUAUUCGUGAAAUGGAUGAAGGUAGACGAUGCAACUCUGGGGAUGAUAGCCAUGGCCAGCAAAAUCGUGGGAUCUGUGGCCUAUGGACUGGCACCUGACCCCCUAUAUUUUUAUCUAUCUGCUUUCACAGAAGUUUUCAACGGGAGUUCUCACAUAGCUCUGAGGUCGAUCAUGUCGAAGCUGGUUUCUGUUCAAGAACUUGGACAAACUAAUUCGCUGUUUGGUAUGUGCGAAGCCUUGACGCCCUUGAUUUGCGGGCCUUUAUACAGUUUCGUUUACAACAGCACCAUCGCCUUCAUGCCAGGGGCGUUCUUUUUUGUCAGUGGAAUGUUUCAUGUAGUUGCCUUCUUCAUAUUUCUCUGGAUAUAUCUGAUGCACAAAGUUGAUGUGAAAAGAUCGACAGAUGAUAUCGAAAGAAAAACUUCAAGUACAGUCGUGCCACAAGGGAUUCAAAAUGGAGAGAUCGGGAAAAAUGAUGACAAAAACGCGGAACAAGCAUGUAAAAAUACUGAAACGAAAAAUAUUCCAGAUCCUAAGUUUGGAAGGACAAAAGAAGAACAUUCAAACGAAACUAGUGAAACCGUUAAAAAUACUAUUGAAGAUAAGAAACUUCAUUAUGAUAACGAAGGAUAUGUUCAUGAGAACAAAGAAAAACAUCAGUAUUAUGGAUGAAAACCAAGUAGGGAUAUUUUGUAAAACCGAUUUUCUACCUCAAUAUAUCCGAACGAUGAAUAUUCUGUCA
Coccinella septempunctata (seven-spotted ladybird) is the source of this 2726-nucleotide messenger RNA. Its product is annotated as proton-coupled folate transporter-like. Gene Ontology annotation, biological process: transmembrane transport. NCBI's taxonomy places the organism in Eukaryota, Metazoa, Arthropoda, Insecta, Coleoptera, Coccinellidae. Gene Ontology annotation, molecular function: transmembrane transporter activity. The record is from RefSeq and is a predicted model, not a curated record. The transcript has 5 exons. Gene Ontology annotation, cellular component: membrane. The coding region runs from base 911 to 2656 and encodes 581 amino acids.